Molecule: messenger RNA, 4443 nt
Organism: Daphnia carinata
Lineage: Eukaryota; Metazoa; Arthropoda; Branchiopoda; Diplostraca; Daphniidae
Product: discoidin domain-containing receptor 2-like
Exons: 16
Coding region: 835-3951 (1038 amino acids)
Biological process (GO): cell surface receptor protein tyrosine kinase signaling pathway; protein phosphorylation; positive regulation of kinase activity
Cellular component (GO): signaling receptor complex; membrane
Molecular function (GO): ATP binding; protein tyrosine kinase collagen receptor activity; collagen binding
Source: RefSeq, a predicted model, not a curated record
GCAGUCGAGCUGUUCACUACGUUUCUUUUCCUCUCUGUUACUGUUAUUCGUUUCACCAGGUUAUUGAAACUCGGAUUUUUUGAGGCCAAUAGCAGACGGUUAUUUUUCAAAUACUCUGUCAGUUUGUGUUGAGUUGUGCCAGUGUUUCGUGUGUUUGUUUUUUUCUCGUGAGUGAAACCUGCCAAUGUGAAAAAAGGGGGAAUUGCGGCUGCCAUGCAUAGAGAAAAGAAAAGAUAAAGAUUUGAAACGCAGAGCUUAUCCUAGUGAUCCCCGACUAUCAAUUAAAAGUGAUUGAAUGACUGAUUCCAGAACACGACGUGAGAAAGACUAACUUGGUCAAGUGUGAACCUAUUGGCCCUCUCCAUACGCUUUCAGUUCUAGAAAAUAAUCAAUCACACAAAAACAAAAAUAAACAUUACAGAAAAAACGUCAAAUUUUUUUAAACACAAAAAAAACCUCAAGGUCUUUUUAUCGUUUUUUUUUUCUAAUUCGAUUUCUUUUGAUCGAUUUCAAUCACCUCGUGUCUCGCUUGCUUUUCGUCUGCUGGGCGCCAAAUUGGUUAGUCGUCUUUAUCGACAGAUCGGAUUAACAUCGGUGUCGAAUCUCUUGUUAGUUUUUUUUUUUGCUGCAAUUGGAGUUUUUCUCAUCAGUUUGUUGUCCGUCACGGGCUACCAAUCUUUAAAAAGAUUUCAAUCACAACGACGCAGUUACGGAGAAAUAAGAACAACCAGAGCAGCUCGAUCUGAUUUUGAUUACGAGACUCUUCCAAACAGCUGCGAAAGAGAGGCUGACAACAACCUACUUCAAGACUGACGGUAGGCGUCGCUUCGAGCCAUGGAGUGCGUCGCGCCGAGACGCUGCAAUCGACGAGAUUUGCGAGCGGGCGGCUGUGCCGCCACAGCCUCGGCCGUUCUUCUACUAAUGACUGCCAUCAUGGUCCCCUUAGGAUCAGCACUCGACGCUAGUCGAUGCGUCGGCGCCUUGGGCAUGGAAUCGGGAGCCAUCCGCGACGAGGACAUCGCCGCCAGCUCGUCCUUCGACGGCGCCAGCGUCGGACCGCACAACGCCAGGGUGCGCGUGGAGAGAAAUGGAGGAGCGUGGUGCCCUCGCCAACAGGCCACUCAUCAGCCUCGUGACUGGCUCGAGAUCGAUUUGAAAACGGACCACGUCAUCACGGCCGUCGAGACCCAAGGACGUUUCGGCAAUGGACAAGGCCAGGAAUUCGCCGAACACUUUCUACUGGAAUAUUGGCGCGAUUCUUUGGCCAAAUGGGUUCGAUACAAGGACGCUAAAAGCGAAGAGGUAAUGGCGGGCAAUACCAACACUUAUGUGGCCGAGAAACGCGAACUGGAUCCGGUGUUGAUCGCCCGCAAGCUUCGCUUCUUCCCGUACAGCCAUCACCGUCGAACUGUCUGCAUGCGAGUAGAAAUUUACGGCUGCCCGUGGUCGGAGGGUAUUGCCAGCUAUUUGAUGCCGCAGGGAGACCAGCGCGGGGCCGGCUGGCAGUUCUACGACGCUUCUUACGACGGCAUCUGGGACGGCUCUUUACUACGCCAGGGACUGGGCCAGCUGACUGACGGUAAACUCGGUCCCGACAACUUCAAAGCCAGCUACUACGACCAGGAUCGAGGCUGGGUCGGGUGGCGUAACGACUCGCGCAACGGCCAGCCCGUCGAGAUCGUCUUCGAGUUCGACACGGUCCGCGACUUCACAUCGCUCAGUAUCUUCGCCAAUAAUCAGUUCACCAAAGAUGUCCAGAUUUUCUCCGAGAUGCAAGUGCAUUUCAGCGUUGGAGGACAAGUGUAUCCGGGUGAGCCAAUCAUCUACCGACCUGCCGAGGAUCGCAUCUUUGAGAAUUCACGCAACAUCAGCAUUAAGCUGCACCACCGGGUCGGACGCUACGUCAAACUGCGUUUGUCUUUCCCGACUGCUCCGGCUCGUUGGAUCCUCAUCAGCGAGGUCUCGUUCCGUUCAGAACCGGCCGCUAGGAAUUACACGACCGAAGUAGAUGGCAGUCCCGUCACUCCGCCAGCCGCCGCACCCAUUCCGCCCGUCUCCAAUUUGCCACUCCCGCCAAGCGGUCACGAAGUCGGCACCAACGCCGGCUCGCCGGAUCAAACCAACGAAACGAGCCCACCUACCAGAGAGAGCCAAACCUAUAUGGCUGUCAUCGUCGGUGUUCUGGUGGCCGUCAGUUUCCUCCUAGCGGCUGCUAUUUUCUUCAUGAUAAUGCGAAGACGCCAACGCAAGAGCCUGUCCGGCAGUCCGCUACCAGACAAAGCCGGCUGGGCAUCUCAGGUUGGCGGCCAGCCCAGUCCUCGUUUGCUGGACGGGCAAGUCGGCGACCAUCACGAAGACCAUUUGUUGCAGCAUCAUCGAGGGAAGAUCUACAACAAGAACAGCACUCUGCCGUACGGCAACAACGGGACGGACCUGUCGCGCUCGGACGCCGCCUCGCAAUACUUGCUGCCUCACUCGCCGGCCAGCGCCCAUUUGACUAGGACCGAGUACCAGGAGCCUUAUCACGCCCUGCGCUUCUCACCUUAUUACAGUUACAGCACUCUGUUGCUGGCCGGAACUGAAGGUGCUCCCAAAAAGGCCAACACAUCCGCAGUUUCAGAUACGUACGACUAUGCCGUGCCGGAUGUUAGCGGGAUUAGCAGCUGCAGCACUGCCCAUCAACCCCUACUAAUCCAGCCAUCUCUACAAAAACAACAUCAUCCGCUUAAGCCCAAAUUGCCUGUCGCUUCGCCACCUCCGCACGCAAUCGAAAUCGACACUUUGGCCUCAUCUUCUCAUUCCACGACGACCACUGGCUCGACAUCCUCAGCGUCCGUCCGUCUAGGAGGCAGCAAGAACAACAAUCAAAUCGGCCACUUGAACGGCAUUAGCGAAUCCAGCCCAUUGAAAAAGCCGAUCGACCGAGCAGAAUUAUUGUCCGCUCUGAAAUCACGGGCCGAAUCGCUGAUCAUACCGGAAUUACCACGUAGCAAAUUGCAUAUGGUCCAACGCAUCGCCAGUGGCGCGUUUGGUACCGUCUACAAGGCCGAAGCCGAACACAUUCCCGAGUAUGGUAGCGCCGUCUACACUUCACGGCGGCUGGUGGCCGCCAAAUACCUUCCCAAUACCUCCGACAAAGACAAGUCUGGAUUCUACCAGGAAGUGAGGCUACUGGCCGCUUUGGACGAUCCUCACCUGUCGCGCGUUCUGGGCGUUUGCACCGCUGAAGAGCCAUUUUGCGUCGUUCUAGAAUAUCUGGAAUUCGGCGAUCUGAACCAAUUUCUCAAAUUGCAUCGAUUCCGACCGGAUAGCCACCACAACUCGUCCGAUAGCCGCAAUAACAUAUCAAAAACGUUCUCUACCCCGGACGAAACGUUAACAAUGGGCAGUUUGAUAUUUAUGGCAAGUCAGAUCGCCUCCGGAAUGCGCUAUCUGGAAUCGCUAAAUUUCGUCCACCGCGAUUUGGCCGCCAGGAACUGUUUGGUAGGCAAAGGACUCCAGGUCAAAAUUUGCGAUUUCGGUACAGACAGUGACAUUUACGGAUUGGAUUAUUAUCGCGCGGAAGAUCAGCUAAUCGGCUUACCAGUUCGCUGGAUGGCAUGGGAAUCCGUAAUACAGGGGAAAUAUACGACCAAGAGUGACGUGUGGGCAUUUGCAGUGACACUGUGGGAAAUACUGGUCCUUGCCCGGCAGCGCCCUUACCAAGAGCUUAGCGACGAUGCAGUUGUAGAUAAUUUGCAGCAUUUUGCACAGGGAACGGUCGUCAGCGCACCCCCGUGCGUUUCGCUGCUGAGACCGCAGCACUGCCCUCGCGAUAUUUACGAUUUGAUGUGCGAAUGCUGGCGGCGGUUGCCCACUGAACGGCCUUCCUUCCGCGAAAUCCAUCUUUUCCUGCAGCGCAAGAACCUCGGCUAUUCACCCACCUUGAAUGAAUCCGAAUUUGCAAGAUAACAAAAAGUCCUGUAAGUUUUCUCCAAAACAACAAGAACAAAAAAAAAUUUGAGUUGGCACGAAAAUUCGCGGCCACCUCGAUGGAGCUAAAUAUUUAAGUCCGUUAUAUUCUCGACAAUUUUUACUAUCCAAUGGUCAACGUGUUUUUAUUUAUUUUUUUUUUCAUCGCUAUAAUACUCACGUUUUUCUUUUACGGAACAAGCUUUUAUCUCAGAACCGUUUUUGUUGCGUUCCACAAACGGCGAGCAUGAAAGCGAUCCAUUUGCAAAAUUGAGUGACAUUGUGUCGGAUCAAAGUGUUGGGAUAUCUCCGCUAUUCCGGAGAGCUUCUCUUUAUUGCUAUUUCGUGUCUGACUUUUUGGUAUUGUACAACCAAACUUAUCAGUCGAGGAUCACCCUGUUACGCUGUAAAUACUUUAUCUGUAAACUUCCCAGUCAAAACCCACGAACAUGUACAUCUGUUAAAUAUAAUUUUAAUACACUAUCGACAGCA